CUUCAGGGGUCACCAGUGUUUCUUCCGGCUAAAAGGGGCGGAUCCGUCGUGCCCCUGACGAUUUCCCAUGGACGUCACCUCUUGUCAUAAAAACCCCGAGGUCUCCGCCAAGAGAGUGGAAAGCAGGUCACAGCCCACGCUCACUUCACUAUGUUACGAUUUGUUCAACUCUUUGCCGCCAUGGCCCUGGCGCCCGGCACCUUGGGCGCCACCCUGAUCGCCUCUCAUUUUGCCGGCGGCAUCUACACGCUGUCCCUCGCGAGCUCCAACUCCAGCGGCACGCUUUCGAUCACGUCGCAGACCACCGGUUGCGGUUCCACGCCGGGGUGGCUUCAGCUCUAUGCCGACACCCGCACGCUGUACUGCUUCGAUGAGUCGUGGCUCGGUUCCGGCAACUGUGCCGAAUACAGCGUAGCGAACGAUGGCCGCCUGACCUCGACCGGCCAGCUCACGACGACCGGCAACACCGUGCACGGCAUUCUCUAUGGCGGAGCCGACGGUAGGGGUUUUGUGGCCACCGCCGAGUAUUCCCCGUCGACUAUCACAACGUACAAGAUGCCGUUCGAGGGUGGCCAGCAGCUGCAGCUAGAGAAGUUCGUCCUGGAACAGCCGGGUCCCGACCCAAGGCAGGACGUCCCGCACCCGCACGAGGUGCACCUCGACCCCACUGGGAAGUUCAUCAUUGUGCCGGACCUCGGUGCCGAUCUCGUUCGCAUCUUCAAGAUCGACGCCUCCAGCGGCGAGCUCACAGCGUGCCCUGAGGGCAAGGCCGACCCCGGCGACGGACCCCGCCACAUCAAAUUCUGGGAGUCGGCCGACGGCGUACAGAAGGCUUACACCCUGAACGAGCUCGGCAACUCGGUAUCGGCUUGGGACGUCGCAUAUCCGAGCGACGACGCUGGCUGCCUGACCCUCGAGAAGACGCAGACACUGUCAACGUUUGCCCCUGGGGAGGAGGGCGGGCCCACCACCAAGGCCGCUGAGGUCCGCGUGGUUGGCAACUUCCUGUACGCGUCCAACCGCGCCGACGAGACGUUUGGCUCUGAGCAGGAUUCCAUUGCCACCUACACAAUCGACGCGUCCACGGGCGAAAUCGCCUGGCUCGAGGCCGCCAACUCGUACUCGUACUACCCGCGUACCUUCGAAUUCAACAAGGACGGUACCCUUGUUGCGGUUGGCGGGCAAACGUCUUCCAACGUCGCGAUCAUUGCCCGUGACACCGAGACCGGCAAGCUCGGCGAGCUGGUGGCCACCCUCCAGGUUGGCCAGAAGGGGCGAGCUGGAGAGGAGGACGGUCUCAGCGCAGUCGUCUGGGUGGAGUCGCCGGCUAGAGAGUGCAAGAGGUAAUGGAAUCGCCAUUUUCUCAGUGCGGCAUUUAUUUCAAUGCAACCACAUUAAGGAGCGCCUCACCCCGACCGCUGCAAGAUGGUGACGGAUGUGCUGGGUUCCAUUGAUUCACGUAGAUGGCGGGUACAUUGUCCAGUGCCUCAAUCAUCAGGAAGGGGCCGGGGUUCAGGGCCCUCCUCGUGGGACACUUGCUACCAGCAGAAUCAUGUCAAGAAAGCGAUGAGGCUCGAAACAUUUGUCUUUAUAACCGAGCUCUCUAUAAUUCAAUCUAGUCUAUUGCAUCCCUCAUAGA
Molecule: messenger RNA, 1639 nt
Organism: Chaetomium fimeti
Lineage: Eukaryota; Fungi; Ascomycota; Sordariomycetes; Sordariales; Chaetomiaceae
Product: Lactonase, 7-bladed beta-propeller-domain-containing protein
Exons: 3
Coding region: 151-1347 (398 amino acids)
Molecular function (GO): 6-phosphogluconolactonase activity; protein binding
Source: RefSeq, a predicted model, not a curated record